This is a messenger RNA of Ilex paraguariensis (yerba mate), 1304 nucleotides long. NCBI's taxonomy places the organism in Eukaryota, Viridiplantae, Streptophyta, Magnoliopsida, Aquifoliales, Aquifoliaceae. The record is from the annotation of a GenBank genome assembly.
AUGCCCGUGAAGUUGGGUCCAUAUCCAAUUACAUGCAUUGAAGAAAAGGCUGAUAGGAAGCUAGUGGUUCGUUUUACUGUGUUGAAUGAUUGCUUGCCAUUGGCAGAAGAAAAGUUCAGAAAGGUCAUUAAAGAAAACUACUACACGAGGAACAAGUUCAACUGUCAAUUGACCUCGGAACAGGUGAAGAAGUUGUGCAAGCUUUUUGUUACUGCCAGCGAAGGCCCCAAAUUGGAAAAAUUGACUCGCAGUCUUAGAGCUGAGACUCAUAGAUCUUUAGACCACGAGAGAAAUAGAAGGCGGGGUAAAGAGAGACGCUCAACAUUGGGUGGGGAGCGGGAGCGUCGGUAUUACGAGCGUCCUGUUAGGUAUGAGAGAGAAGUUUUUGCAUCUCCUGUGGCACCGGUGUCUCGAGUUCGGCCUUUACCUCAACCAGCUCUCCUUCCGUCAUAUGCAUAUGAGAGGACCUUGGAGAUGGAUCCUUACAGACGGGACCCAUUAUCAGAUCAUCGAGAGGCUUACAGACGGGACCCAUUAUUGGAGCAUCGAGAUGGUUACAGACAGGACCCAUUAUCAGAGCAUCGAGAUGGUUACAGACGGGACCCAUUAUCAGAGCGUCGAGAUGCUUACAGACGGGACCCAUUAUCAGAGCGUCGAGAUGCUUACAGACGGGACCCAUUAUCAGAGCCUCAUGAUGCUUACAGACGGGAACCACUGUUUGAGGAUCGUGUUGUUUACAGACGGGAUCCAUUAUUAAAGCAUCAUGAUCGCAGGCAUUCAGAGUUGGAAUCAAGGCAUCUGGAUGAUAAUGCUAGGCGUGAUGCCUAUAGCUCAUACAGAGAACGCCCUGCGGUGUAUUCUGUAGGCCUACCCCGAGAGCACAAUCCCCCAGCAGACUUGCCACCUGAAUACCACCGUGAACGCCUACUGCCUGAGUACCGUUCUUCUGCAGGUCCACUACCUGAGUACCAUCGUUUUCAACCCCUGUAUCGUUACUAAACUGUCGUUUUUAAAAUGGGAAGGCUGUACCAUUAGACUCUGCUCUGGAAGUUACAAGGUUUAUUAGGUAUGCAGUACUGUGCCGAGCUUUAUUUGACAGUAAAAGUUUCUGAUACGGCUAGACAUUCAGCUUUGAGUUCGUAUCAGUAACUGACAACGGGAGACUCCUUUUCAUAUGUAUGUGUUGCAUGUUGAUGAUACUAGGGAGAAAUAAACUUCUGUGGUCUUCCUACAAUUUUAUUUUUUUUGUUUAAUUGCCUUCUAUUUAGUUUUCUUUUAUUAUAUGAAAAAAAAACCCUUUAAGG